This is a messenger RNA of Knipowitschia caucasica, 1830 nucleotides long. Lineage: Eukaryota; Metazoa; Chordata; Actinopteri; Gobiiformes; Gobiidae. The record is from the annotation of a GenBank genome assembly.
AUGCCAGGCUGCCAGGGAUUGGACCGCAUCCCGGAGCUGGCCGCAGGUUGUAGCCGCUCUCAUCAGUGUCUCUUCAUCCAAACGACCCGGCUUAAAGUGUCGGAGAGCCGCAGACAGUCGCCUCAGCGCAUCUCCUCCUCCUCAGGUCCAGGCGUCUUUACUGCUACUGACAGCGCGAAGAGCAAAGUGCGGAGCCAGGAAGCGACUCCGGGAUUUUUUACUUCAGGAUUUCACAGGCCCUGCUUUGGUUUCAGGCCUGCACCACGGAGCAAUUUAUGGUUGCCCACAGAAUUCUUCUGGCUGUUGAAUUGUGCCCACCUCGCCAUGCUGGCCUGUCUGCAGAGGAGGCAGAAUCCCCCUCCCCAGCACUCGGUGUGUACCAGCAAGGUCCUGGAGCCGCCACAAUCCCUGGGACGGAAAUGUGAGCUGGUGCCCACACAAUCCCCUCGCUAUCCAUCUGCUGCAGAACUUGAUGCGUACGCCCAGAAGACAGCCAAUAGCCCUCUCUCCAUCAAAAUCUUCCCGACCAACAUCAGGGUACCCCAGCACAAGCACCUUAACAGGACUGUGAAUGGUUAUGACACCACAGGCCAACGUUAUAAUCCCUACCCACAUCUCCAUAUAGGCGGAUCCCAGGGCCUGCUGGCCAUCAUAAAACCCUCCUCAUCUUCCUCAUCUACUUCUUUAUUUGUUCCCUCAAAAGGAGUUCUUAAGAACUCUGAUGGAAGACGGACUAAGCACUCACCCGGCCACAUAGCGGUGGCUCCAUACCCACCUCCAAGUAGUAGCACUUUAGCCACAGGCCAUGGCCAAAUGGUCUACCCUCUUGGGCCCACUAAGCCUCAAGAAGGAUCUGGACUCUCAGUUCCCCCUAACGUAACUGUUGCAGGAUCUGUAAUUCCUGUAACUGGAGGGCGAGGCCUCACUCUGCCCCCACAGUCAAAUCUCCCAUCAAUUCAGAGCAUCAUCUAUCAGAUCAACCAGCAAUGCCAGGCACAGGCCAUGCAGCAGGCAUGUCAGGGAGCAGCCACUGCAUCAUCAAACGCCAGCCCCUCCAAACAAGGGUCCACAAUGAUAGGCUCUUCAGGAUCCUCAGGGGGAGGGUAUGGGGUGGCUAUGGGCCCCCAGGGUAACAUGGUAUACACUGGGCCUGUUCCAACUCAGAACUCAGAGGCAAUAAAAAAUGGAGUUUACCCUGACAGCAUGGACUACAUCCUUUGGCAAAAGCAGCAGCAGCAGGCUGUGCUCCGCAUGUACAGUGGGGGCAGUGGGGGAGGAGGCGCUGUGAGCAAGUCCCCUGAAUCAAGUGUUCCUGGAGGGAUCAUGGGCGCACAGGUUUCCUCCUCAUCCUCCAGACCUUAUCUGACUGCAAGUGGAGGAGGCGGGCUGGACAAAGUGAGCUCCUCUCCUUUGAACUGUGCUGGGAUGCAUGGGAACUUUUCAGUGGGGCAAUACUUUGCCCCUCCAUGGAACAGUGUGUUAGUUACUCCAGACAGUGACUGCUACAACCCGCAGGAGUUUUUGGGCACCUCUACUGGAGGUCCUGCCACCGGUCACAGAGAGCUGGGUUACCCCCACCAUCACUACCAUCACUAUCAGCAUCAUCCGGCCAUGGACAGCGGGGGCGCUGUCUGCUGCAGCCUGCCCAGCAAAAGCCUUUGUAACACAUCUGUGCUGAGCAACAGCCUCCAGUCUUUGGAGUACCUAAUCAAUGACAUCCACCCUCCCUGCAUCAAGGAGCAGAUGCUCGGGAAAGGCUACGAGACUGUGUCUGUGCCCCGACUGCUGGACCACCAGCACGCACACAUACGCCUCCCAGUUUACAGAUAG